AUGGCGUCGGUGUCGCCUCCCAAGCCUUGGGAGAGAGCAGGUGCUGCGGCUGGCUCUGCAUUGUCCACUGCCACCACUGCCGGCACUCCGGCUACCUCAAGCGCUAUGACCUCGACCUCACCAUCCGCGGCCGGCCCCGCGCCAACGACCACCUCCAGCGCGCCCGCCCUUCCCUCUCGCCCGAGUACUCUCAGCACAACUGUCAACUCGAAUGCAGCUACAUAUUCACCCUACGGCGCCUCGCGUUUCGGGGCGACAACGCCCUAUGGAGGGUAUGGCGGCUACGGUGCCUAUUCUUCACCGUACUCCCGCUUUGGUUCAAUGGGCACCAUGGGAUCCAUGUACGGAGGGUACGGAGGCAUGGGCGGCAUGUAUGGUGGCAUGGGAGGCAUGUACGGGGGCAUGCCUGGACAGGAUCCUAAUGAUCCCAACAGCUUGACCAACUCGUUCAGUCAGAGUACUCAGGCCACUUUCCAGAUGAUUGAAAGCAUUGUGGGAGCCUUUGGCGGGUUUGCGCAGAUGCUUGAGAGCACGUAUAUGGCCACGCACAGCUCAUUCUUUGCAAUGGUCUCGGUCGCAGAGCAGUUUGGCAAUCUGCGCAACACCCUUGGCUCGGCUCUGGGAAUUUUUACCAUUAUUCGAUGGUUCCGAACGCUCAUCGCGAAAAUUACCGGCCGGCCUCCCCCCGCCGAUGCAACCUCGUUGACUCCUGCUGCCUUUGCUGCCUUUAUGGGCGGUCGAUCUACAUCGGUGACUCUUCCCGAUGGCUCGCCUGCCCCGGCGAAGCCCUCCAAGAAGCCCUUCUUCAUGUUCCUCAUUGCCGUCUUUGGUCUACCUUAUUUGAUGGGCAAGCUGAUCAAGGCGCUUGCUCGGUCGCAAGAAGAAGAGGCCAAGCGCCGACAGCAGCUGAUUGGCCCCAACGGGGAGCCCCAGAACGGCGUGAUGGACCCAGCCAAGCUGGACUUUUGCCGCGUCUUGUACGACUACUCUCCUGAGACGCAGGAGAGUAACGGCAUCGACCUGGCGGUGAAGAAGGGUGACAUUGUUGCCGUUUUGAGCAAAUCUGACCCUAUGGGCAAUGCUUCGGAGUGGUGGCGAUGCCGUGCCCGUGAUGGCCGCGUCGGAUAUCUGCCGGGUCCGUACCUGGAGACCAUCCAACGGCGCCCAGCGCAACAGGCCAUCACCACCGGCAGUGAGCCCGCCACCCGGACCAGCACCAUGAAGAGUGGCGCUGCCAACGAGCGCUCUCAGAGCCUUUCGACCUUCACUAAGCCGGUGAAUGAUCAGCCCCCGCAGCUCACGGGCAAGAUGGGUGACAUUUCCCCGGAAAGUUUCCAAAAGAGUACUUUUUACUCUUGA
Messenger RNA from Penicillium oxalicum, 1359 nucleotides. RefSeq names its product peroxin PEX13 (gene pex13). Gene Ontology annotation, molecular function: protein binding. NCBI's taxonomy places the organism in Eukaryota, Fungi, Ascomycota, Eurotiomycetes, Eurotiales, Aspergillaceae. The transcript is spliced from 3 exons. The record is from RefSeq and is a predicted model, not a curated record. Bases 1 to 1359 code for a protein of 452 amino acids. Gene Ontology annotation, cellular component: peroxisomal importomer complex; peroxisome; peroxisomal membrane. Gene Ontology annotation, biological process: protein import into peroxisome matrix, docking.